CUAGUUAGCGACUGUGGCCCUUGAACGCAACUCUUCACGGUUUCUCCACCAACAGCAGCAGCAGACAGGUAACUGACGAGCCGGAAAGCAGCGGACACAAGUUUUUAUCAGCCAGGAUGACCAGUUUUCAGCUGAGCGCGAUGGAGGACAUGGUGGAGAAGUUUCUGGACGCCGCAGCGAGAGGAGACCUGACCCAGGUGUCCUCUCAUCUGUCCCGCGUCCCCUCGCUCAUCAACCGGACAGGAUGCAGCGGCUGGACGGCGCUGAUGCUCGCAGCGCGCAACGGCCACUACCAGGUGGCGGAGAUGCUGGUGUCCCUCGGUUGUGACAAGUUCUCCGUGAACGCUUCCUCUCAAACCGCCUACGAUAUCGCCAAGUUUUGGGGCCACCGACACAUCGCCGGCCUGCUGAGCCGCUCAGAGGGCCGGCGCGUCCUGCCGGGCGGCGAACCCCACCUGCAGGAGAACUACUUCAGCAGGGAGACGCUGGACCGGCUGAGUGCAAGGAGGACCGACGAGGUCUGGUUAGAGGCCAAACAGAAGGACCCAGAUACCGUCUACCUCCUGUUCUCCAACCUCAGCCCUAUGGUCAGCGCGUCGCAGGAGGACGACGAUGAGGGUCACAUCCAGCUCUGUCGGCUCAGAUACGAGGCGGUUAAAGACCUCCUUGAGAAACCCUCCACUGUGCUCAUCUUCCUCGGAAUGGAGAGGAUGAAGAACCCCUCCUCCUCGCAGACCUCGGAGCCUCCGGUCUGGUUCGCCGUCAGCACAGACGAAGACCCAGCCGAGCUCCUGAGACGCUGCAGAGAGGCGACCUGCUCGUUCCCGAAGAGCGGGAACAGAGACCUGCUGAAGUUCAGCGAGGAAGACGCAGGCGUCGUGGCGCAGGCUCGGUCCGUGCUUGCCUGGCACAGCCGCUACAGUUUCUGCCCCACGUGUGGCAGCGGGACCCGCCUGGAGCAGGGGGGCUACAAGAGGAGCUGCCUGAACUCUGAGUGCAGGAGCCAGCAGGGGGUCCACAACACCUGCUACCCACGAGUCGACCCGGUGGUCAUCAUGUUGGUGAUCCACCCUGAUGGGAACCAGUGUUUACUGGGCAGGAAGAAGGUCUUCCCUGCAGGCUUGUUCUCUUGUUUGUCAGGAUUCGUGGAGCCCGGCGAGGCCAUCGAGGAGGCGGUGAGGAGGGAGGUGGAGGAGGAGAGCGGCGUGAAGGUGGGUCCGGUCCAGUACGUGUCCUGUCAGCCCUGGCCCAUGCCCUCCAACCUGAUGCUGGGCUGCCUCGCCGCCGCCGUCUCCACCGACAUCAAGGUGGACGAGACGGAGCUGGAAGAGGCUCGCUGGUUUCCACGUCAGCAGGUGAUCGAUUCCUUGUUCAGAGGCGCCAGCUCGACUUUAAUUGUCCCCCCAAGACAAACCAUCGCCCACCAGCUGAUCAGACACUGGAUCAGUGUGAACUCGAACCUCUGAUCGGAUUCAGGACGACAAACCAACGUCUGACCAACAGGACGUGGAGACUGAGUCACGUGAUGCUUAAAAAUAGAUUUUUAUUAACUGUUAAAAACAAAAACUCAGAAACAAACAGCAAACAUCUGCAAACAGGAGGUAUUUUCUUCAAGACGUUUUUACACCAAGGAGUAAAAAAUAAUAUAUCAGGUGUUUUAACGACCCGGGGUUAUUAUAAAAUAAAUAAAUGAUCUGUGUUCUUGGAUGUAGGUGAACAAAACAUGUUGAUUUGACUUGGUUUUAACAGAAAAAUGUAAAUGAUUGAUGAUCUAAAAAAAAACAAGACUGUAAAUAAAUGGUUUGUCAAUGA
Molecule: messenger RNA, 1812 nt
Organism: Austrofundulus limnaeus
Lineage: Eukaryota; Metazoa; Chordata; Actinopteri; Cyprinodontiformes; Rivulidae
Gene: nudt12
Product: nudix (nucleoside diphosphate linked moiety X)-type motif 12
Exons: 8
Coding region: 117-1466 (449 amino acids)
Biological process (GO): NADP+ catabolic process; NAD+ catabolic process
Cellular component (GO): cytosol; peroxisome
Molecular function (GO): protein binding; NADH pyrophosphatase activity; metal ion binding
Source: RefSeq, a predicted model, not a curated record